Molecule: messenger RNA, 219 nt
Organism: Clunio marinus
Lineage: Eukaryota; Metazoa; Arthropoda; Insecta; Diptera; Chironomidae
Source: the annotation of a GenBank genome assembly
AUGCAGAACAAAACGCAAUCUGCUUUCAAGAUCCUUUUGCUGUUCUCAUUUAAUCUAGCAAAAAUCAACAGUAGCAAAAUUUUCCAUCAUCACACACUUAAUUAUCAUUGGAACAUUUGUGUCAGUAAAACUCAUUUGAAAGUGUCAUUACGAGAUGAAUAUUCUAAUAAUGUUGACAUACUCGUACCAACAACACCUCCAACAAUGCAAACGCAUUGA